CAUUCAAGGAAUAUGCAAAUGACGAAAACAUUUAUAUAUAUUUAUUUUUUCACAGAAGCUAACAUUUUUACAUAUGGUUGUGAAAAGGGGAAAGUUUUCUCUUUCUCUUUCUUUAAAAAUACACUUGCUCAGAAAGUAUUAUCUAACAAAUGUUACCUGGCAAAUAACGAAAAAUGUCUCUGAAUUCAAACAAUAAUGUUAAUAUUGGACUUUGUGGAACAUCGUCGGAUGCUGGUUUUGAAGAUAUGACAACAUGCGAAAUGGAUUUAUACAACCGUGGGAAUUCAGUUGUUAUAUACAAAAAUGAGGCAAAUUACUUGACAGAAAUGUGUUUUCAAGAGGAAAGUAACUGUCAGUCAUAUAUGGAAAGCUAUGAAUAUCAUAAGAAUAGUUUACAAUGGUCAAACUGUGACGAAUCUCAAGAAAGUACAUGUAUGUGUCAGUGUUGUGGACAAUAUAGAGAGGACACGGCAGGUUAUAGUCGCAGUUGGUCCCAAAUUACGGAUGCCACUAUAGAACAUGCAGGUCGGUUUUUAAAUAGCUGGGAAAAUGAGCCGACAUCAUCCGACACGUCGGCAAUGAGUAGUGAGUCAGAAACUGAACCUAACAAAAACAAAUGUAAACCGGUACGGCGAGUUCCUGAGUUAGUGAGAAUAGGAGCAACGGUGAGAGAACGUACGCGUAUGCACAUGUUAAAUGAUGCAUUUGAUGAACUUAGAAAAGUAGUUCCAAAAAAUAGUCUUGGAGAACACCAAAAGCUGUCAAAAAUUGCCACAUUACGCCUGGCUAUACAGUAUAUUGGUGCACUAGUGACAACUCUACGAACAUCCGGCGUAGAAAUAGGGAAAAUUAGGGGCACGUGCAUUGGUGACAGACGUGGGAAAAGACGGUCAAAACUUGUGAAGAAAAUAUUCGUAAAGUAAAUGACAUAAAGACAAAAUCAUUAUUAUAAAGAAUAACUUUAUUGACAGUUGAUCAUACUAUUAUAUUAAUAAUUGUAAAAUCUUGAGGGUUAUUAAGCGAUAUUCAAAUGAACUUACACGCUUCGUGACAUUACCAACAUUGUUCGGUUUUUGUGUAAUUUUAUAUUUUCUCUGGAAUAAUUGUGUAAUUAUCACUUUCCUUUGAAUUACUCCCAACUGAUGGUAAAAGUAAUAUUAGCCGUGUUUUAUGUUUUUACGAUGUUCCGUAUUAAAGAUAAUUAUUUUUAUGACUUUUUAAUUUCGAUAUGCUAAUUCAGUAUAACAUUUGAAGCGGUAUCUUAAAUUUCUGAUUCUAAAACAAAAUGAUGUAAUGUAUUCGCGUCGUUUUUAUACUGAGAUAUUCAAAUGAAAAUUGUUAAUCAUUCCAGAUGAUUAUGGAAUUGUUAGAGAUAAUAUUUUAAUGCAAUGAACGCGUGUGACCCCAAAUUUCUCCAAAGAUGGGGCUAAUUGGUGUGAAAUUCGCACGUGGAAAUAUCAGUAUAAUAUAAGGCGUCAGCGAAUUCAUCUGAAAAUAUGCUACUGUUUUCUGUAUUCAUAAAUUAUCUUGCCAGCGGAUAGGACACAUAAAACAAAAAAUAGAACUAUUAAAACACCUUUUGUACCACAACAAAAUUAUUGUUAUUUUUUCUUCAACGAAUUAAAUAGAAAAUACCUAGCACAUUACGUGAUGAUGAUGAUGAUGAUGAUGAUGAUGAUGAUGAUGAUGAUGAUGAUGAUGAUGAUGAUGAUGAUGAAUCCUAAACACUUUAGUGGAUGUAAAUGUCACAUGAGGCUCGAAUGUCUUUACUCUUUUUAAUAUUGAUUUUAUUUGUGAAGUUUUUAUUAAAUUCAUUAUUUUAACAGAUGCGCUCGUGACUUUGAUGGACACGUGUUAUUUUUAAUGGGUUACAUUUCAUAUCGGAUUUUGGACCUGGCGAAAAUCGAACAUUUUUUGCGUUUGAUCUUUAAUUUGAUCUUGCCUUUUAAUUGUAGUUGUUUCUCAAAAUGAUAUGUUAAAGAGAAUUUAAGAAAUAAUAAUAAGUGGUUAUCACUAUAACAGGAAAGUUGAUUUGACUAUCAGACUUCCAGGCGUUAUGUACUAAUUAGGAGAUCGGCUUUUUUAUCAAUCACUAAAAAAAGAAAAGAAAAAAAAGAAAAAAAAAACAUUAAAAGUAAGAAUUCCUACAACCGCCUGUUUCGUGUUGAAAUUAACAUUUCUUUAGAUUUUCCUAAAAGACAUCAGUGAAAUAGUUAACACUUUAUUGAAACUCAUUAUUUAUUUGCUAUUGCCGUUAUUUUUGCACGUGAUCUGAGCCUUUAUAAAAGCUUGUUCAUGAAUACUUCAGAAAGAUUUUUUAUACCGAUUAAAAGACGAUUGAAUUAGUGAAAGUCAUGAGAAAAAGUCAUUUUUCUUUUAUGAACAGUUUCUGAAAUAUCUUAACAUCGUCUGAUAUAUCAUUUAACUCGGUAAACCAAAAGACACGCGCGCGUCCGUGAAUUCGCGUGCCAUAAACCGCGGCCAAUAUAUAACGGAAUAGUAAAUUAGUUGAACCUUGUUUGGAUUUUUACUGAACAUUAUCUGUAAAUGAAGAUGUUAUAUUAAGAUAAUUAUCCAAAUUUAUCACAUCCAUUCUAAUAGCUACUAUAAAGCAAACGGAAAAACGAUCGUUGCUGUAGGGGAGGUCUUUACGAUCAACUGGGCCAUUUUCGUAAAUGCACAAAUCCUUUGAUGUAGCCGCUAUAAUGGUAUUUCUGCAAUAUUUCAUAGCUGGAAAAUUAAGUUCCGUUGUUAUAUUAACUUAGAUGUUAGAAUUGGGGAUAUUAGUUUAAUGUGCAUAUAUUUCUAAUAACUUUAUGUUAUUAUACAGAAAAUAAAAUUGAACGGUGCCAUUGUUCUUAGAUUUAUUGGCAAUUAAUUUUAAUGCGCAUCUGUUAUUUUAGUUUACUUUUUAAAUUUGUAUCAAUUACUUCCAUAAAGUUACACUUCAUGUGAUUAAAUUUGAAAAAUCAUUGGCAAUAUGUACCUCAUUAUACAUUUAAGAAAAACAGUAUAAACGGUUGGUGAAGUCAUUUUUUAAUACAUGUAUGUUGUAUGUGCAUCCACUCUACAUUGUCGUUGAUUCAUUCAUGAAGCACUCUGCAUUUUUAAAUAUCAUAACAUGACGUUAAUAUUCACACAUUUGAUUAGCAGUGAAUAUUAUAAUACUAGUAUAUUAUAUCAUAUUAUCUUCAUCUCCGGUGUAAUAUUACAUAUGUCAAAUUUCAUGAUUGCAUACUUUGCAAUGUUAAUGAACUUAAGUAUAUACAUUAUUGGUGAUUUAAUUUGAGUUUGUAUAUUAUAGCACCUUUUACUUUGCUAACAUUUGAUUUUCUAUAUAUGGUCUGUCACAUAUAUUCACAAUAUUUGAAUGAUUAUAUUUUGUUUAAUGAUGCACUUUGUACAAGUCUAAAAAAGAAUUCCUGUUCUGUUCUGUUAUGUUAUGUUUUAUAUUAGAUUAUGAUAUUAUGGUCAAUCAGUUUUCGUUUGGAGGUGCAAUGACUCAUGGGAAAAUAUGUUUAUAAGAAUCUUAUGGGAAUAUAGACCCAGAUAAAAACAUAACAUGUUUGCUAAUAUUAUGUUACUUUAUCUAAUUUUAAGUAUUUUAGGAUGAAUUUGCAAAUUGUAUUAGCUCAUGGAAAAUGUUAAAAGAAAUAAAAUAAAAUA
Ruditapes philippinarum (Manila clam) is the source of this 3666-nucleotide messenger RNA. RefSeq names its product neurogenic differentiation factor 1-like. NCBI's taxonomy places the organism in Eukaryota, Metazoa, Mollusca, Bivalvia, Venerida, Veneridae. The record is from RefSeq and is a predicted model, not a curated record. The transcript has a single exon. Bases 174 to 923 code for a protein of 249 amino acids. Gene Ontology annotation, molecular function: protein dimerization activity.